CCAGGCCACCCGCCGUCGUCCGCAACGGUCUACCCAGCGUUUCCCGAACGUUUCAAAAAUCGAGUACCCUGCGAGGCCUGAACGUCCUCACUUUCUCUACCUUUGCUCGAGCUCCCCCUUCUUGCUCCCCUUGUCGAGUCGCCAUCUGAAUCCAUUUGAACCCUUUCGUCCCGGACUCGCGUGAUCAACCAUGUCGACCUCUGCGCGCCGUCGAUUGAUGAGAGACUUCAAGCGGAUGCAAACCGACCCUCCUGCCGGGGUCUCUGCUUCUCCAGUUGCGGAUAAUGUCAUGACAUGGAAUGCCGUCAUUAUUGGUCCCGCAGACACCCCCUUUGAGGACGGGACCUUCCGACUCGUGAUGCACUUCGAAGAGCAGUACCCCAAUAAGCCUCCCGGCGUCAAGUUUGUCAGCAAGAUGUUCCAUCCCAACGUCUACGGAACUGGCGAAUUGUGCCUCGACAUCCUCCAGAACCGUUGGAGCCCGACGUACGACGUAGCGGCGAUAUUAACCAGCAUUCAAAGCUUGCUGAAUGACCCAAACACCUCCUCUCCCGCGAACGUGGAGGCAUCCAACCUAUACAAGGAUAACCGAAAGGAGUACGCAAAGCGUGUGCGCGAAACUGUCGAGAAGAGCUGGGAGGAUUGA
This is a messenger RNA of Coccidioides posadasii C735 delta SOWgp, 646 nucleotides long. It is a transcript of the gene UBC2, whose product is annotated as Ubiquitin-conjugating enzyme E2 2. NCBI's taxonomy places the organism in Eukaryota, Fungi, Ascomycota, Eurotiomycetes, Onygenales, Onygenaceae. The record is from RefSeq and is a predicted model, not a curated record. Gene Ontology annotation, cellular component: HULC complex. Gene Ontology annotation, biological process: proteasome-mediated ubiquitin-dependent protein catabolic process; protein polyubiquitination; DNA repair. Gene Ontology annotation, molecular function: ubiquitin conjugating enzyme activity.